Penicillium egyptiacum is the source of this 1578-nucleotide messenger RNA. The record is from the annotation of a GenBank genome assembly. NCBI's taxonomy places the organism in Eukaryota, Fungi, Ascomycota, Eurotiomycetes, Eurotiales, Aspergillaceae.
AUGGCUUCUGCGGAUAUUCACUGGGGUACAUUGAUCAAUUCAGACAAGAGCCCGGCCCCACUGCUGGAACAGCUAUGUCUAGGGAUAGCGCAGUUGAUGCCCUCCUUUGAUACCAACGGUACGACUGAUAUAACCCCCGAACGACUGGCUGCCUUUUACCGCAAAGUCGGCGGCAACUACGACACUUUAUUCCUCGAGACCAAGGCACAAGCCCUGUCAUUCAUAUACCAGUCACUAGGGUGUUUCCACAGUUUACAACCCUCAGCCAAUCCUUAUGAACCCCCAUCAAUUCCGUCACUACUUCCGAAUGGCUUCGUGCGGUGGCAGACAAUACAACUGUUGAUGGACCCAGAUGAACAUUCAGUGUAUUUGCAGAAUGCGGUCAACCUUUGGGAUAUUGCAGAUGCAAAUGGCGACAUAUUUCCAAAGACGAUUCCUCGAGACGCAUUUCCUUCCGAGCCAGACCCAGAGAUGCUGGAAUGGCACGAAGGCGUGAGUCGGCGAUUGGAGCGUGACUAUUUGAAAAGACAUACAAAGCGUGCUUCGCCGCCAGACUUUGGGACAUAUCAUUACCAUUUCAGUGGCAAGGAUCCUCUUCCCGACGAAGAUGACUACUUCUCACGUCCACGCCGGGCGGCGUCAAAGCGUCAUAGUCGGGUGGAGCCCGAUCGGUCCAGCGACCAUCGCAAUCACCGCCGACGAUACGGCGGAGAAUAUCCCGCAUUUUCUGUACGCAGGCCACGAGCGACUCGACCGGGCUUUUCAACCCCGCGAGUCUCGUCUCCUCCCCCAUGGGGGGAGCCUCCGCCCCGUUCAAGCGGACGAGGCCAAGGUGGUCGGCACGGCCAUCCACUAAGCCCAGGGACAGCUGAGGUCCCAUAUGUCUCCGAUGUGUCUUCAGGUGAGUCUGCACGUCACCGCAAGGACCGCGCGAAACCCCAUAGGCACCAAGAGCGGCGUCAUCUAUCACCACCUUCCAACAGUAAUGCCAGACGUCACUCCCACGAAGCCUACAUCCGCAGACCAUUCCGAGACCUGUCGCCCGCCAGUCCUACUCGACAUUGCCAUGGGCAUGAAAGACACUCUUCACGAUCUAGUAAAUCCCACUCUGAGCCUUCGCCAAAGGUUCACCCGAGAGACCGCCUAAGGGACCAUCUCAGAGAUUACCCGAAGGAGAAUCCAAAGGAUCAUGCACAAGACCGUUCUCGAUCGCGCACCGCGGGUGUCAAAUUCCGGGAAUUCAUAUUCGGCGACCCGGCCCCUGCUCCAGCUGCUCCAGAUCCACCUUUCUACAGGCCACCCACUCCACCACCAAGAGCAGUACCGAGACAUCUGGGACCUUACGCCGCAGACGACACGAGAAGAGGAAGCUACAGUGGUGGCAGCACAGGUAAUAGUCGACCCAGUAGCGGAGGGAGCGGCUCCGAGCGGCAGCGAUCAUAUAGCAGUGCUGGAUUACACCCCCGCACAACCGGGUGGGCGAGUCCUCGCAGCUCCGCUUCAAAGCGAUAUCCUCCGGCCACCGUCCCGGAAGAUGAUGGAUACGUUCCGUCGCGGAGGCUCCCGAUUUACGAAUAA